AUGUCGAAAGAUCAACAAUCUUUGCUGUCUUCGGAACAAAAUUCACUACUGCCAUCGACAACUGUAAGCGGCUAUUUUGACAACUGUACCUCAAGCGUUACAGGUGAACUAAAUUGCCCGACCGGACCGAACGAAUUGAGCGGAACAAAAUAUAAAUUUUUCUAUAACCGUCUGUACAAAUGUUUGUGCUUUUUAGAAAGUGAGAAUCGGAAAUUAUUACAAGCGGUACAAAACAAGGUCCGUGUUACCGGUGAACCUAAACGUCUGGAAGAUCUACUCGAUGAGUUCGCUUUCAAGGUGGCGAGUAAAAAAGAGGCAUAUGAAACCUCCCUUACAGCUCAAGCGACUUCCGAAGGUCAGCAAGCGUUCAUGGCAAAACGAUGGAAAAUGCGCUACCAUAAUCUGUUAGACUUAGCCCAAAUGUUUGAGAAGAAAUUGGAACAAAUUAGACAAAACAAAACAAAGUCAUCGUCUGUUGAAGAACCAGAAGUUAAUGCAGAAUUUUUUGAUGAGGCACUCACAUUGCCCUGGAAUUCGGACGCCGAGUUCGAACAAACAUUGCAGGAUGCUGUCGACGAUCUGGCCUGUGACCAGGAACGCGAAACCGGACGUCGAGCUACUACUUAUGAAUUUAAUGACUUUACCAUACCCAUCUCGAGUGUGUUCAUUCAAGAUUUACUGGCUAAUCACAAUCGUUGCGUAGAACAAAUAAACAAUCAGAAUGAGAUCAAAUGUCGAUUGUUUCAUGUGCUCAAAAAGACUAAAGAACAACGGAACCAGCUGAAGAAAUAUGUGAUGGAACAGGAAAGUGAAAUCCAAUUCAUGGAACGAAGAAUUGAAGAAGUUGAGGAGGCCGUACAACGACGUGACAACGCUUGUGCGAGAGACAGUUCGAGGAAGUCGCGUAGUAAGAAAUCGGAUGCCGAGUCCGGUUCUCGAGCUAACACACCGGAAGUUAUUCCCCGGGAAACCUCUCAAGAACGUGAGGAGAUGGAAAAACUAAAAGCGGAAGUCAAGCUAUUGGAGUAUCGCAAACGGGAAUUGGAAGGUAUGCUGGCCGAAGAGGAACAACAACGACGUCGAUUGUCCAAGCGUUUGCAGGAUUUGGUCGGAACGAUUCACGUCAGUUGUCGUAUACGACCACAUCCAGAUAAUUAUCUACAAGUGAUCUCAGACGAUAAACUACUUUUUCCUAAAUCAUUACCCAUGACCACUGGCAAAACAAACAGCAUCAGCCAUACAGGGGCGGAUCAGAUGCGAUGUUUCAUAUUUGAAAAAGUUCUCGGUCCGGAAACCGGACAUUAUGAGAUAUUUAAAAAACUAGGACAACCGAUAACUCAAUGUCUGGACGGACAUAACUUGUGUGUUAUGACCUAUGGACCGAAGAAGAGCGGGAAAUCAUUCACCAUGUUUGGUAGCGGAUCCGCGCCGAAGCCGGGUGAUGGUACAGAGGUUACCAAGGGUAUUGCGCAGGAUGCAGUGCAUUUGCUUCUCUCUCUGGCCAGACAGCGCACUGCUUGGACUUAUGAGAUCCAUGUGGGUGCAUUAUCCGUGAACGACGAAGGAGCGACAGAUCUGCUGAAGGAUAACAAAUAUUCCUUCAUGAAAACAGUAAUGUCACCUGCGAAUUUGAUUGACGAUGACGAAAUCAAAGCACAGCAUCGGGCGGUUGAACUGAAGUUGGGUUUUGAUUUCGAUAAUCUGGUCCAUUCGGUUAGAGAGAGCCAAAUGAAAAAACCAGGACAAGCCACACAUUUAAUUAUCAAACUAUCGAUUGAAGGUUAUCAAAAAUCGGCGAAAGAAACAACAGUCCACUCGACCGUAUUGCUGGCUGAUUUGGCCAGUUGGGAAAAACGAUACAGCACAGAUGAGCUAGAACUGGUCACAUCCCAGGCUACACCAGUGGUUGAAUCCAACAUUCCGGUGCAGCCGACCACGCCCAAACAUAGCACAGGUGUGAAUCAGUCAUUGCUUGCUUUGUCCCGUGUUUUUACCGCGUUACGAAAGCGGAAAGUGCCAGCAUUCAAGGAUUCCCUACUCACUCAGUUGCUGAAACCGGUUCUCACAGGCGAUUCGAAAUGUUUUUUAAUCAUCACAAUCAAUUCCGAUCCGAAUGAGUUCACCUCCACUCUGGCUAGUUUACAAUUUGCACAGAAUGCCAUGCAAGCAACCACUAAAUUGGUAGCAGAUCACCGGCUGAAAAAGCCACGCAGUCCGAACCAGGGUGAAAGUGUGUCUAAAUAG
Molecule: messenger RNA, 2244 nt
Organism: Echinostoma caproni
Lineage: Eukaryota; Metazoa; Platyhelminthes; Trematoda; Plagiorchiida; Echinostomatidae
Source: the annotation of a GenBank genome assembly